AUGUCUGAAUCUGUGAUAAUCGAGGCGCCUCCUGCGACGGAAACUGCCCCUGUCAAGGGCAUGAAGAAGAACGGCAAGCAAUGGCACGACAACAAGGGCCCCUUCCGACCAAAGGCUGGCCAGACCUCAUGGGAGAAGCGCAGUGAGGAGAGGAAAGCGCUCGCUGCUGUCAAGGCGAAGGAGAAGGAGCUGAAGGACGAGAAGGAGUCUGAGAGACAGCGUCGAGUUGAAGCCAUCAAGACCAAGCGCGCCGCCAAAGCAGAACGAGAACGAUUUGCCCAGAUGGAGGAGAAGAUGCACAAGAAGCGCGUCGAGCGCCUGAAGAGGAGGGAGAAGCGCAACAAGAUGCUGAAGUCAUGA
Molecule: messenger RNA, 360 nt
Organism: Alternaria ethzedia
Lineage: Eukaryota; Fungi; Ascomycota; Dothideomycetes; Pleosporales; Pleosporaceae
Exons: 3
Coding region: 1-360 (119 amino acids)
Source: RefSeq, a predicted model, not a curated record